Chelonoidis abingdonii (Abingdon island giant tortoise) is the source of this 3349-nucleotide messenger RNA. The record is from RefSeq and is a predicted model, not a curated record. NCBI's taxonomy places the organism in Eukaryota, Metazoa, Chordata, Testudines, Testudinidae.
ACUGGCACGCGAAAGCUUAACUUGGAGUGAAGAAAUGACGAUCCGGCACAUCACUGCUGAAAGGUUGCCGACCCCUGGGCUAGCUAAUCGGCGUUGGCCUAUGGCCGACCCCUGGAGCCGUGGAGCCCGUCCCGCAGCGCUGGGAGGCGGUGAGCAUCAAAGUGGAGGGAGAAGAGCCAAGUGCCACUGGGGAAGCCCAACAGGGGGUGCUGGCUCUGAGCCCGUACCCUGGGGCUGCAAGCCCACUGGGCUGGGCUCUGAAAGAGGAGCCAGAGUUCCAGCAGGGAAUGGGUGAUGGUGAAAGCCUGGGGAGGGAUCCAGCACAGAAAGAUCUGGAGAAGGCUGAACUGCACGAGCUCUUACCGAUAGCGGACGUCCCCCAAGUAGAGCUGGGUGGGGCGCUGUCUGGAGGACGUGAAGGAACCCUUCCCCAAGCAGAUCUGCUUAGGACGGUCUCUGGAGGAUCUGAAAGAGACGUUCCCCUACUGGAACUGUGUGAGAUGUUCUCUGGAGGAUCUGACGGGGAUGUUCCCCAUAUUGAUCUGCAUGGGGUACCCUCAGGAGAACCUGCAGGGGACGUUCCCCAGGUGGAUCUGCAUGGGAUGCCCUCAGGAGGAUCUGAAGAGGAUGUUCCCCAAGCGGAUCUGCAGGGAACGUUCUCUGGAGGAUGGGAAGGGGUGGACAUGCAGCAGCGGGGGGAUUCUCCAGUGAGGACCCAGGGGAAGCCAGCCCAGCAUGGCAGCCUCCCUGCACCGGCCCCGGAGAAACCGUACAAGUGCUCGGUGUGCGAUAAAAGCUUUGGGCAGAGCUCCCACCUCAUCCAGCACCAGGUGGCGCACACGGGCGAAAAGCCUUACAAAUGUCCUGAGUGUGGCAAAGGCUUCACCUGGAGCUCAGCGCUGGCCCAGCACAGGCGCAUCCACCGUGGCGAGAGGCCUUUUGUCUGCCUGGACUGCGGCAAAAGCUUCAGCCAGAGCUCCAACCUGAGCACCCACCGGCGCACCCACACGGGCGAGAAGCCGUUCAUCUGCCCGGACUGCGGGCGCGGCUUCAGCCAGAGCUCCAACCUCACGUCCCACCAGCGCACCCACACUGGAGAGCGCCACUACCGCUGCUAUGACUGCGGGCGGGGCUUCUUGGAGCGGGCGGCGCUGGCCGAGCACCAGCAGGGCCAUGCCGGGCAUCGGCCCUACACCUGCGGGCAGUGUGGCAAAGCCUUCGGACAGAGCGCCAAGCUGGCCCAGCACCAGCGCAUCCACACCGGCGAGCGGCCCUUCCGGUGCGAGGAGUGCGGCAAAGGCUUCAAUGAUGGCUCCUACCUGGUCAAGCACCGGCGGGUCCACACCGGCGAAAAGCGCUACCGCUGCCCAGUGUGUGGCAAAACCUUCAGCCAGACCUCUAACCUCAUCACCCACCAGACCACCCAUACUGGAGAAAAGCCUUUCAGGUGUGGGGACUGCGGGCGUAGCUUCAUCCGCCGGGCUCACCUGGCUGCCCACCAGCGCACUCACACCGGCGAGCGGCCAUACCAGUGUGCCCAGUGCGGGAGGUGCUUCUCCCAGCGCUCCACCUAUGCCCAGCAUCGCCGCACCCACACCGGCGAGCGGCCUUACCGCUGCCCCGACUGCGGCCGGGGAUUCAGCCAGAACUCCAACCUGGCGGCUCACCGGCGCAUCCACACCGGCGAACGGCCCUACCAGUGUGGCCAGUGCGGCCGGCGCUUUAUCCAGAGCUCUGCCUUCACCCAGCACCAGAAGACCCACAAGAAAGGGCAGGACUAGGGAUGAAUGGAGGGGGCCGGCCUGGGGACAGCUGUGGCUCACAGGAAGCUGUGCCACUAGGCAGGUCUUCCUCACAGGAAGUUGCCCCACUAGGACACGGUCUGGUUUAUAGAAAGUAGAUCCAUCUAGUGAGCCUUAUUCACAGGAAGUUGUGUCACAAGGCAGGUCUCACUCACAGGAGCUUGUCCCAUUGGGUAGGGCAUCUCUGACCGGAAGUCACCCCCUCUAGCAUGGGUCUUGCCCACAGGAAGUUGCACUCCUGAGGUGGGCUCACUUUCAGGAAGUCACCCCCCCAUGCAGGUCUCUCUGACAGGAAGUUGCCCCCCUGUAGGGUGGGUCUUGUCCACAGGAAGUUGCAUCCCCAGGUAGGUCUUGCUCAUAGGAAGUCGCGCCCUGUAGGAAAAGUCUCUCUGACAGGAAGCUGCCCCCUCAAGGGUGUCUUGCUCACAGGAAGUUGCUCCUGGAGGACAAGGUCUUUCCACAGGAAGUUGCCCCUCAAAGUGUGUCUCACAGGAAGUUGCCCGCUUUGGGCAGGAUCUGGGCCAUGGGAAGCCAUGCCCUCCUGUAGGCCCUCGUGGUCCAUUUGAUGUAUGUUGGGGCACUGCCUAGGCCUAAUGGGAACCAGCUCACCUUGCCACCAUCGCCCCGUCCUUAGCUACGUUGCUAACUGUGGCUAACUUGCCACAUGAUUGGAUGAGAUUAGGGUGACCAGAUGUCCCGAUUUUAUAGGGACGAUCCCGAUUUUUGGGUCUUUUUCUUAUAUAGGCUCCUAUUACCCUCCACCCCGUCCCGAUUUUUCACACUUGUCUGGUCACCCUAGAUGAGAUCCACGAAGAUGCCUCAUUAUGUUAAUGAGGUCGCGGGUCUAACGAACCUCUUUAAUGGGGAACAUGGACUUUCUUCUAGAGAAUCUCUUCUUGAACAGUAUAGAGGGAGAUUGUGUAUGUCCUUGUUCUCCUCUCAUGGCUGGUCCACAAAAUAGGAUACAAGCCUAUUACAGCUGCUGGUGGAUGGAGUUAACGUGCUUAGUUCGUGAAGUAAAGGAUCGUGCUUUUAUCACCAGAAGACCCAAUGUUUGAACCCCACUGAUGACCCAAAACAGGGUCAUUCUACAAUUGUGCCAUAUUAAUGUGCUUAUUGACUGUGAGAGCUUCCUUCAUCGGCUUCAGAAGAAAGAAAUCCCUUUGAACAGACCAAGAUGCCAUUGGUGGGUUCUUCCAUAGGUCACACUACAAAUGGUGAUCCAUCUUCAGGUCUUGUCUAGCCACUCUUCUCCUCCUUGGCUGGAGGACUGGAUCUUACAGCCUCCCCAAUACUAUAAGAAACUGUUAGUUUCUACGUACUGUACAGAGAAACUUAACUAAGAGGAGAAAUUAAGGUCAUGGUUGAUAUUACAAAGGGCUAAUGAAUGAUUUGCAGAUGUUAUAAGGAUAUUACUGACAUGAGCAGCACAUGCUAUAGAUGGUUAUAAGCCAUAGUUCUUGGCUUAUCAGGACGGUAUAACAAUCAAUAAGCUAUUGAUCUAAACAGAGAUCUGGUUGUUUAUUAAUAAAUGGAACCUUUAAUAU